AUGUCUGGUUUGGGAUUAAUAAGUACCUACGUUUCUGAUUCUGAAGAUGAUGAAGUUGAUAAGGAUAGCAUUGAAAAUAAAACCAAUGAAGUUUGUAAGCGUUUGCCCUUACCUGGAAGCAUUGCAGCGUGGAAAGGUGUUCCACACCAUGAAGAAGUCAAUGAUGAUCCAUCAGAACAUGAUGGACGAAUAAGGAAGUUUAAACAUGAACGUGGUAAUUGGGCAACAUUGGUUUACCUUCACUAUGAACCCAGUGAAGACUUGCUUUCAUGGAUGCAGUCAGUAUUAAAAGAAUUGCCAAUGAAAUAUAAUCUAUUUUCUGAAGAGUUUCAUAUUAGUAUUACAAGAAGUUUAAUAUUAAAAUUCCAUUGGAUUGAUUCCUUCGUAGAAGAAAUUAAAAAAUUAUGUGAGCAGAUCAGUCAGUUUAGCUUAGAAUUGUUAAAUGUACGCGCAUAUUGUAAUGAAGAUAGGACACGUACAUUCCUUGGGAUAGAAUGUAUUGAUGAUAAAGGAAUUUUGGGACAGUUUGUUAAAAAUCUUAAUCAUUCCCUUGCUGAGUAUAAGUUGCCACCUUUUUACGAGGAAAAAGCAUGA
Messenger RNA from Megalopta genalis, 594 nucleotides. The record is from RefSeq and is a predicted model, not a curated record. NCBI's taxonomy places the organism in Eukaryota, Metazoa, Arthropoda, Insecta, Hymenoptera, Halictidae.